Thecamonas trahens ATCC 50062 is the source of this 3981-nucleotide messenger RNA. RefSeq lists its product as uncharacterized. Bases 1 to 3981 code for a protein of 1326 amino acids. Gene Ontology annotation, molecular function: protein binding. Lineage: Eukaryota; Apusomonadida; Apusomonadidae. Gene Ontology annotation, cellular component: exocyst. The transcript is spliced from 3 exons. The record is from RefSeq and is a predicted model, not a curated record. Gene Ontology annotation, biological process: exocytosis; Golgi to plasma membrane transport.
AUGGCGCUGGCCGGCGUCUCUGCAUGCCUAGCGGCUGGCUACCUGGCGGCUGCCCGCAAGGCACUGGCCGCGGCGGCGCCGCUGACAGCGAUCGAGCUGGGAGGUGCGCUCACGCUCCUGCCGCUCUCGGGCGGUUGCACCCUUGAUGCGCCUGACGGCGCUGCGCUCGUCCGGCUCCUCGCUCAAGCUGCUGUCGAUGUCAGCUUUGAGGGCUUUGUGGUCGAGCUGGGUCGUCUCGCGGCGUCGCCGCAGACGCUGGCGAUGGUUUUGGAUGAGUUUCCGCUCGUGCGGCCGUCGGCAGACGACGCCAUCGAGGUCAUGAACGUGGCCAUUGCAUCUGUCGCCGAGGACGUCGCGCUCGAUGUUGUCUCGGUGUUGAUGGAGGCGGUCGACCAAGAGGCGCAAGCGUUCCACCUUGAGCGCGGGCAUCCGCUGGCGACAGCAACUGUUCAUGAUGCACCCGCUGUGGUCGGCUACUUGCUCGAUCUGCCGGCCAUCAACACGAGGAUGACUCCAGCGCACCUCGGGCAGCUGCUGUGGAUGGCGAUUGUAGGCGACGCCUCGUGCUGCCUCCCGCUCCUCCUCAACCAUCCGCGGAUGGAGCCGUCGGUCAACGGCAAUCGCGCGCUGCGGGAAGCACUGGAACACAAGCGAGGCCGGUUUGUGGACGCCCUGCUCGCGCAUCCGGAGCUUAUAGUCGACGGGCCGCGGCAAGGAGCGAUCCUGCUUGGUGUGGCGGCGCGCAGCGGCGAUGUUAAGCUUGUAGCGCGGCUUGCGGAAGAUUCACGGUUUGAUCCUGGAGCUUCACGCUGCCACGCGCUGCGGGCAGCGGCUGGCGCUGGGCAGCUGGCGAUUGUUAAGCAGCUGCUGACGUACCCUGGCGUGAGUGCCGGAGCGUGCAGCUCGAACGCGCUGUCAGAGGCAGCCGCUGGCGGCCACGUGUCCACAAUCGCGUUCCUUCUCACCUGCGACGACGUCGACGUCACGGCGAACCUGCAGUCUCCGAUCAGGCUGGCGGCCAAGAACGGCCAGCGCGAGGUCGUCGACCUGCUCCUGGCGCAUCCGCUCGUUGACCCGGGCGCGGCCAACAACGCCGCACUCUUUGCUGCAGUCAAGCAUGGCCACGCGUCGGUAGUGGAGCGGCUGCUGGCUGAUGUGCGGGUCGAUCCGGGGGCGGCUGGCAACGAAGCACUUCGCUUGGCGUUUCGCAGCGCGCGGCGAGUCAUUGCGCAGCUCCUACUGAACCAUCCGGACGUUGACGCCGGCGCCAACGAUAACCUUGCGCUGCGAACAGCUGCUGCGUUUGGCCACGUCGACAUGCUGGAGCUUCUUGUCGAACGAUCUGACGUCGACCUCAGCAUCAACCACUACGCCGCGCUCCGAAUCGCUGCUGGCGCCCGCCGCGCUGACCUCACCGGCGACCUCCUUGACCUCGCGCCGCCGAGCGAGCCCGCUCUCCUGCUCCAGGUCUUUGAGCUCGCGCGUGACGAUGAUGCGCUUGACGUCGUCUCGGCCAUUCUCGAGCAUACACCCGCCACAAGCCUCACCUCCGAACUCCUCACCACCGCCAUCGCUUCGUGCACGGCUGGGCAGGCGGCGGUUGCCCAGCUCAUCGCCAUUUGGGUGAUGCGGACGAGUGAGUGCCCGGUGUCAUGGGCCGAGGUGCCGGCGGGGGUGCUUGCUCCGGCGAGACAGCGGCGGAGUGGCGGAGUGGUGGGCGGGGGCGGGGGCAGGGCGGGUGGAAGCGGCGGGAGCGGCGGGCUGCGACAGGGCGGCAGCAGCGAGCAUGGUGGCGGAGGACCGGUGGACCUGGGCUCGAGCGAGUUUGUGGCAGCGGCGUAUCUGGCGGCGCACCAUGGGCGGUCGAGCCAGGCACAGUUGGAGACGGUGGCGCUCUCGUUCCGCGACUCGCUGGAAGAGCAGACGGCGCAUCUACAGGCGCUGGUGAAGGACAACUUUGGACGGUUUGUGGCGUGCCGGGCGUCUGUGGAUGCGCUGGCAGCGGCGAUGCGGGUGGAUGUGGAGGGAGCGGGCGGCGAGUUGCCGACGCGAGCGGUGGAGGAGGCGUACGUGCGGCUCGAGGCGGGGCUGGGCGGGGCGCUGGACGAGGUGCUGGAGCGGGCGGACAACAUUGCGGCGCGCAAGGAGCUGCAGGCUGUGCUGGCCAAGCACGCGGCGGUGCUGCGUGUGCCGGCGCGGAUGGCAAAGGCGGCAGCGGCGCAGCAUUAUGAGCUUGUUGUGGCCGAGUACGGCAAGAUGGUCCGCGGGGCUAGCGCCGGGCAGCUGAGCUCGUCGUUCUUUGUUCGCAUCCUCAAGCAAGUGCUUCGGAUACGCGACUCGGUGUGCGAGAAGCUUGGCAAACAGCUUGCGGGGCGGAGGGUGGGGGCUGGUGAGCAAGCGCGGCUGAUUUCGACGCUGCUGCGGCUGGACGCUCGGCAGAAUCCAUUGGUGCUUGCGGUCAAGGUUGUGUCUGGCCGAGUGAUGGAGGAGCUGGAGAGUGGGCAGCAGGCUGCGGGCCAUGACGACAGCGGGCGACUUGGACUUGUGCGGCGCAUCACCAGACUUAUGCGCGAGGCUCUUCCAUCGUUUGCGGCGCUCUGUGCGCUCACGACGGACCCGUCGUUUGUGGCGGAGGCUGCGGCGCGCGAGCGGUCGCGGGCGCGGCUUGAGGGAGUGGAGGCUGGCGAGUGUGGCGAGGGCGGGAGCGAGGGCAGCGAGGAGGCCAGCAGGGUGGUGGAGGCUGAGAUGGAACGCGUUGUGGGGGGACUUGCGGAUGCGCUCACGGAGGCGUUCUUCCCGUCUGUUGUUGUGCCGUCUGCGCUCUCGCGCGGCGAGUGUGUGCCUGCGACGCCUGAUGGGGCGCUGUCCCCGGCCAACUCGUCAGCAAGUUUACAAGGCGGGACGGGAGCGGGGCGUGGGGGCGUUGGCAAGCUCCCGUUCCUUCAGGAGCUCCGUGUGCGGACGACGCGGCGGAAGGAGUUGCGGCCGUUUAUGCACGGUGGGAUCCAGCUUGUGGCCGGGGCGUACUCGGGGCUGCUUGCGGAUGGGGUGUCCUCGGGAACGCUUGCGCCGCUCCUUGCAGUGCUUGACCGUGUGACGCGGUUUGUUGUCCGCAAAACGUGCGGCGAGAUCAAGGGACGGGUGCGGCAGGUUGUGAGCGACCCGGCGCGGGCGUGGCAGCUUGCGCCUGACGAUGACGUGCGACUGCUUGCGCUUGUUGCGGACGCGCGAGCAGUGCUUGUGGAGGGCUUUUCGCGACUGGCGGCUGUUGUUCCGCCGGACGCGGAGCUCAAGGCGAUGCUGCGGGGGGCGGUGAGCGAGGCGCUGGCGCUUGUGCUCGACGGUCGUGCGCGGCUGCUGAUGGCGCUGGCGACGGUGGAGGCGUGCGCGGACGGGUACCUGGCGGAGAGUGCUGCAGCUGUGCUCUCGCACUUUCCGUGGGACGACGAUGCGGGUAGCGAGGUUGCAGCGCUCGGUGUGGGCGCUGCGCGUGUGCUCUCUGAGCUUCUUGCGCGCGAGUACUGCCGGCUUGUGCACGCGCAGAUGCGAGGGCUUGAGGAGCGCGACGAGGUGCUGGGUGUGGAUGACACGGCGUGGCAGCCACGGCCUUGGGCACUGCACCUGCUGCUCGACCUUUCGCUUGCGCACCACGAGAUAGUGAGCAUUGCGCCGAAAGCGGUGGACGGAUUGCUGACGACGCUCACGGCUGACGCGGGCGCAGUUAUUCUUGGGUCGCUGGGCGAGCUUGUUGACGUGGACGCGGAGCGGUCUGUUGCGCUUGUGGAGCGUGUGCUGGCCAAGUACAGGAGUGCGGCGUCCGAGGCGCGGUUUGCGGCGGCCAAGGGCGGACUGAGGGCCGGGUUUGCGGCAGCGGCGCGGAGCGGCGAGGCGGACGACGACGACGACGACGGGCUCGACGACGAGACUGCGGUGGAGCGGUAUGUGGCGGCAAACUGGAUGCAGUUUCAGGCGUUUACGUGA